Molecule: messenger RNA, 9584 nt
Organism: Siniperca chuatsi (mandarin fish)
Lineage: Eukaryota; Metazoa; Chordata; Actinopteri; Centrarchiformes; Sinipercidae
Gene: rab11fip5a
Product: RAB11 family interacting protein 5a (class I)
Exons: 6
Coding region: 2558-6985 (1475 amino acids)
Biological process (GO): regulated exocytosis
Cellular component (GO): phagocytic vesicle; secretory granule; mitochondrion
Molecular function (GO): small GTPase binding
Source: RefSeq, a predicted model, not a curated record
AUCAAAGUUAUUACAAUUCAUCCUGAGGGGGACAUGAAUGUCCGGACCAAAUUUCAUAACAAUCCAUCAAAUAGUUGUUUAGAUAUUGUCAUCCAUAGCAAGGCAGGAAAACAACUGAUUGCUCCUUGUCGUUAGUUUGCAUUUUAUAACAGCCAAUACAGACUUGUAGGUCCAACGAGCUGCAAUCUGGUUCAUAUUUACAUUUUUACAUUUAUUCAUUUGGCAGAUGCUUUUAUCUAAACGAUGUACAAAUGAAGUACAAUCCAAGCCAAAGUAGAUCAAGGAGAAGCCAUUGGGAAUAAGUUCCAGACCGCUCAAAUCCAUGUUCCACCUAACGCAAGUGCUUCAAGGUUUGCAGGUGCAUGAAGUAAGAAAUAAUAGUGUAGGAAAUGAGAAUUGUUGUUUUUAGAAAGAGAGAAAGAGCAUAUGAGGUUAAAAGAUCUGAGAUAUGGUUUCAUAUAUUUUUAGAACUAGUAGAUAGACUAAACUGAUUAUAGUGAAGCAAUCUGAAUUUUAGUUUAUUGUGAAAUGUUGUUUCUCUUGCCAAAAAGCCUUUGAGCAAAGCACUAAUGUGCAUUUGUUAUCUGAUCAUCAUGUGUGGACUGUCUGCUCUCAGACAGAGAAGACUAAACUCAGCCAAGCCAUAACAAGACUCCAAAAAUGGCUGCCAAUUACUCUGUCUGGGACAUUUGGUCCAAUGGCAUAGCUGACGAGUGCAUUUCUGUACGUUCUACCUCCACAUUUACAACAGAACCAGAAGAGUUGGAUCAUAGUUUAAAUGCCAGUGCACUCUCAGAGAAACAAGGAUGGCACAGAUUUCAGAUGAAACUCUGUAAAGAUGAAACAUGGCAUGGCUUUAAAAAGGGCAACAGUGCUCAGUAUGUUUACUGGGUAAAUGUAAAGAUGCAGCAUUUAACUUCUGAGUUGAUGUAUCAGGAUAAUAAAAGGCUGUAAUAGUCUCUGUUACUACUUAAAAUAUCCAGAUAAAGAUAACUUGAAGAUUUGGAUUGAUCAUAAAUCAGCCUCGUCCAUCAGUGGCUACGCGGAAAGAUUUCAGAGUAAAGUUGUUUAUGUGAGAUGGCCGAAGCCUCCUGCUACCAUGUAAUGAAACUGCUGAUGAAGACCAUGUGAUACAGUUAAAAGCUUGUAAGUGGAGCUUGAGUUGUGGUUGUUUUGGCAAGAAUGAACUUUAAUGCUUAACUCUAAGCCAACAUGGAAAAGAAGUCCUAAAAGUGUUGUAUGGAUGAAAUCAUAACAGCUACCGAUCACGCAUAUCAACAGAUCCAUUUCCAUGACAACUGAGCAAACGCCAUCCACUGAUAAAGAUCAUGUGGUAUGAUUGAAAGUUCUGGGAAAAGCUAGAAAGUGGACCUUGAGUUGGGAUUGUUUUGUCAAAUGAAACAGCCAGUUUUCAAGCCAUUUCCUUUCAAAAUGUAGUCUAGUUUUAUGAAAAUGUACACACAAACAUGUCUACUUAUACAUAUAUAUACUACAUGUAAUCUUAUAAAUUAUGUGCACCAAUUAUGACUCUCAGGUUUAACAUCUUAUCAGAGUAGAGCUGCAAUAUUUAGUUGAUUCAUUCAUUAGUCAGUCAACUAUUUUGAUCAUCAAUUAAUCAUUUAAGUCAGUUUUCAAGCAAAAAUGCCAAAUAUUCUCUGGUUCCAGCUUCUUUCCUUGUCUUAACAUUAUAGUAAAGUGUAAUAUCUUUGGGAUUUAGACUGUUGGUUUGACAAAACAUGGAAAUUGCAGGAAAUAGGAAACUGUAAUAGGCUUUGUCACAGUGUUCUGGUGUUUUAGCAAAUAAUGGAAAAAAUAUAAUUAAUCGAUAAUGAAAAUAAUCAUUACUUGCAGCCCUAUGUCACAUGUAAAGUAACAUUUGAAGUGUUACGUCAGUCUGAGGGAGUUGUUUAAGUCUACAAAUGUUACUGUAGUACAUGGAAAGGAUUUGGCUUUCAUGUAGUUUUCAAAAGAAUGUUUUUAUAGCUUGUACUACAGAGGCCUCCAUCAGGGUAUCUGCAGUGUGAACAGGCAUUACAGCCAAACAGAGACGAGUUUUACAUUCUUUCAGAGGAGCGGAGUUGACUUGGUUGCCUAAUACAGCAAGCAGAUACAUAUCACCUCACAUUCCAGUACAGGCUUGUAUUGCAGUGUCUGUUCAUUGCAGCCCAUGUGUUGUGGCGGAGCUGAACUUCCUUGUCCUGCAGAAGAAGGAGGAUAGAGGCGUGACGUCGCUGCCCGCAGAGAGGCCCGUACGGCAGGAGAAGAGAGGCAGGGACACGCCGUGCGGGGACGGACGCUGUUUGUGCCGCAGAGCAGACUGCUGCGAAACACAUGAACAGCCAGGGCACAAAACAACCGGCAACCGCGGAAACUUUGCAGAGACGAUAGACAGCAAUAAUGCGGCACCGCCCGCCGACUCCGGAGCUGAUGUGACUGACACACCCAGAGCAGGGAGGAAGCGGCGGACACCACCACCACCUCUCCCGGGUUGCCUCGCCUCGUCACGGUGUGCGCGGCAGGUCAGUCGGUUGGUCUGUCUGUCUGUCUGGAGGGGGACAUGUCCUCGCUAACCGUCGAGGAGGACCAGAAAUGGGCACCGACACACGUCCAGGUGACUGUGUUGAGAGGCAGGGGCUUACGGGGCAAGGGCAAGCACGGCACCAGCGACGUGUACACCAUCAUCCAGCUGGGGAAGGAGAAAUACUCGACCUGCGUGGUGGAGAAGACUACCGAGCCGGAGUGGAGGGAGGAGUGCUCGUUCGAGCUGCAGCCCGGCGUGCUGGAGAGCGGCGGGGGGAGCGGCUAUCCGGCCGGGAGCAACGAGCUGGUCCUCACCGUCAUGCACCGGGCGCUCAUCGGGCUGGACGUGUUCCUAGGACAGGCGGUGAUCCAGCUGGAUAAGGUCUUUCGCGAGACUAGAUACGUGAAAAACGAGUGGUACAGGCUCAACUCUAAGACGGGGAAGAAGGAAAAGGAACGAGGAGACAUUCAAGUCAGCGUCCUUUUCACCCGAAACAACCUGACAGCCAGCAUGUACGACCUCGUCAUGAAGGACAAGGGCGCCUCCACCUUCGUCAAGCUGAAAGAGCGCAUGAGGGGGAAGAAGAGAUCCAGCGAGGAGGACACCUCGUCGGCCGUCCUACCAAGUGGUCAAGGGUCCCUUUACCGGAUUCGGCAACGGCUGCCGAGCGAUGGGGGUGGGGAGGAAGAUUACGAGGACGACGAGGGGGGCGAAGCCCGGCGGAGCAAGAUGAGGACCUUCUUCCUGAGAGGGAAGCUGAGGAAGUCAUCAGACACUCGUUCCAGCACAUCCCUAGGCUCGGAGAGCAGUGAGUCAUCAUCACGGGGUGGGAGCCUGAGCCCCACGGCCGGCAUCAGCGUGGUGGUCUCUGACCUCUCCAACUCACCUAGUAACAGCAGCAACCUGACAGUCGAUAACAGCCCAGAGCACACGGCAAACACGUCACCCAGGUCGUCCUCUCUCAAAUGUGAGUUUGGUGAUGAGGCCGGUGAGAUCACCAUUGCAGUGCCUCAGCCCACUCUGUGCGUUAAUGGAAGCCAUGCUUACAACAUCCAGACCCUGGACCCAGGCUCAGGAAAACCUGCAGAUUCUUUAGGCCUGGGACUGUUGCAGAAGUCUUUGCCUCUCUCCGUGUCUCUACAGAAUCUCAGUCCGCGGGCGUCCACAGACCUCCCCAAAGGUCCUGUCGGCGAUGGGCGCCGCUGGUCUUUUGACAAGCCCGGCGAGGAGGAGAAGGCAGCCAUAGCGGCGGCCCUGGAGCAAAGUGGCCCCAUGAUGGGUGAAGAGGAGCGGUUGGGACUGGCUGCUCUUCCUAAAGCCUCCUCCUCCACGGUGGAGUCGGAAAGCCAGGGGAAAAAGCAGAGGAGGAACUUGUUCUCUCAUGGGAGGAGUGAGUCUGCAGGGAAAGGGCAGAAUCAGUCCAAGGAUGAGUCUGAACAAGCCCCUGCUGCCACUGAGGAGAAACACAAGGGAUGGUUUGGAUCAAAGGACUCGCACAGCAAACCCAGCCUGGUGGUGUCACCUAAACUAGAGCCCAGCACUGUACCCUACCCACCACCCCUCCCACCUAGUCACCACCCCUCGGGUCCCCCUGUAGAUCCUGCCUCUCUGGUUUCUCCACUGCAUCACACUAACCCCUUCUGCCACUCACAGACCACUUCACCUUCCAUAUCCCCCUGCAACCCUUUCUUCUCUCUCCUCCAGCACAACCCUUUCUAUGAAGACAUGCUAACCGCUCAGCCCCUAAAACCAUUGCUGCCUCCUUUGCCCUAUCUCUCCAGUUCCCGGCCCCCCAUAGCUCAACUCUUUCCGCAGGCAAGUAACCCUAACCUCACCCUCAUUCACGACAACCCAGUCACAGAGGACUCCGUCAUUGGUACAGAUGCAAAGAGUGAAGUGAUGGCCAAAGUUAAGAAACGACCUCUUCCUCCAGCUCCCACGGAAGGGGAGAAACCUUUAAGUGAGAAGUCAUCCAACUCUUUUAUGUCUGCUGGGGAGCUGGAACCGGAUUCAGAGUGGGAUGAAUCCUUUGAAGCGUUUGCAGCUGGCAGGCUGCAGUCUCCUGAGGAUCUGACCACAGAUUGCAAAACACAGCAAAACACACCCGGUGACCAUCCACUGGAACACUGCAAUAAUAAAGGAGCAUUACUAUUAACAGAUGCUGAUCAAAACACAGGUGUGAAUGACGCACUACAUCAUCGGCCUUGCACAGAAUUUGUAUUCGAAGCACAUAAAGCCAUCAGCCAGGUGACCAAAACUAACACAUAUCACUUUGAUACAUUUGCACAAUUCCUUGAGACAAUCCCAGAGCAGACAAGCUUUCAGAGUGACAACUUAACUUUAAAUACUCCCGCUAACUCACCAAAACUGGCUGCUUGCAAUGAAACUAAUCAAGCUAACAGUGCUACUAACACAAAUGAAUUAACCGACACUAAUAUGCAUCAAGCUCCCUGUCAUACCUCGUCCGUAAAGCUCAACAGUAGCUCCCCAGAUCCUGGUUCUUCAGGUCUCGGCAGUUCAGCAGAAGAGGAUUUCCUCUCCUGUCUCUCUUCUUCGGACAAAUUCUCUGCAUCCUCCUCAGAGGAAGCUGAGGCACAGAACUUUGAAAGCAACAUCCGCAGCUUUGAGAAAUCAUAUGAGUCAGCUGUGGUAAAAAAUGUAAAGCCAUCAGAAUCUGAAGAUGACAUUACUGACAGGUCAAAUGAUCUGUCUUUAGUUGAUGUAGCCCAGCACAUUGUUAUUCAGCACAGGGAUGAUAAUGAAAAGGUAGAUUUAAAUGGUUUGGAGGGGUCAUUGGCACUGCAGCCCCCAGUGCUUAAACAUCAGGAGCCUGUGAUCUCUGCAAGAGAGUCGGGAACUGAGGAUGCUGUUACUCAGGCACCAAACCUCUCAGAACUACAGCCAAAAUCCAUCGUCUCUUUACAGUCUGACAAUGAAAAUGGAAUGAAAGGCAUAGGUAAAUUCAAUGGAUCUCUAGAGGAUUUUUCAAAAGCGUUAAAUGAUUCCUCUGUAUCCAUAAGUAACACUACAGAUGUGAGGACUUAUGUGACUCCAGUUGAUGAACUCUGCUCCACACACCCAUCGUUAUACAUCACAACCUCCUCCCCUGAGGUAAGGCAGAGUUCGUCGGAUUUGCCCAUUGAGAGCACUAGUUUAGGAAUGCAGGAUGUAAGCCAGCGUUCUCCUAUACCAUUCAGGCUUUUUGGUGAUUUCCUCAACACCAGUCACAUCGUGAACAGUCCUAGCCAAGACUUUGAUGACACACUGUUACAUACUCGGGUGUCCUAUCAGAGCACCAGCAGCUUUCUCCAAAGCCUUUAUGUCAGCGCCGACUCACAGGAUUACCAAACAUGUGAGUCUCAUCCGUCCUCCAAAUGCUCCAGCGGCUCAGAGCCAAACAAGACGCUACACUCUGCGAACUCAACGCUCUGUGGUGAGCUGAGUGAGAUUCAGGUGACUUCUGAUACUGCGUCAGGCCAAGAAGAUUUCACUAAUGCAUGCAAGCCAUCUAACGAAGAAUACAACCAAAUGGACCAAUUUGAAGAAUCCUUCAGUGGAGCUGAGGACAAGACGGCAACUCUUCAGCCAAGUUUCAUGAUAGGGGAUGAGUUCGGUCUCUCUGUGACAUCGUCAGACACUUGUGUGAACUGUAAUUCAAGGAAGCUUACAGAAGGAGGUGUGGAAAGUCAGCAUAUCGUCUUAGGUGACAUGUUCUCGAAAUGCCCUCAGGCACAAAGUGCUACGCUACACCGCUCCCAGUCUGAGGGCACACUGACACCUGUCUUUGACGAGCUCCUCCUGUCAUCCUUUGGGAGUGAUCCCGGUGCGAUACAGGAGUCCUCUUCAGGUCAGCCUGGCCCUGACCUCCCCUCUCUGACCUCCUUUGCUCCCUCUCUAACUCCUGACAGUAGUAGCUCCCUUGUAGCGCUCUGUUUGCUCCCUCCCCUUGCCAAUGCUACAGCGAGGUCACCACCCAGCACGGCACGAGCUGUGGCGCCAAAGCCAAUGCUUCAGGAGACCCAGCAGCAGGCAGCCAAUCAGCAGAACAGCCCGCACCCAGUGAAGCCCCUGACCACUGCCAUGCUGGCUGAGGAGAAGCGGACUGAGGGCCGGUCAGUGCUGGCCACCGGCCUGGAGAAGCUCAAGUCCACCAUCCACCCGGGGAGGAGCAGCCAGCUCACCGAGCAGGAGACAGACAGGAAGAAGUCUCUGACAGAGGGAGCGGGCUCGUACUAUCAUCUGACCCACAGUGAACUUGUCGCCCUGCUGGUGCAGCGGGAGGCGGAUCUGGAGAGGCAGAAGGCGGAGUUUGAGCGUCAGAAAAGUUUGCUGGCUAAGCGGGAGGUGGAGCUGAAGAAGCUGAAGCCACAGGUCAAGGAUCUGGAGGACUACAUUGACACGCUGCUGGUGCGCAUCAUGGAGCAGAAGCCCACUCUCCUGCAAGUGCGUUCCAAGUUAAAGUGACGAACGGGGGAAAGGGUUUGCAGUUCAGUCCGCAUCUGUUCACUCUAACCUCCACAACAGCUCUUUAGUCUUUUCACUGCUAUGCUGUCCUUUUUGAUACAAAUAUCUAGGCACUGAGAGAUGUCGAGGUGAUGUUUUCCAGAUGGCGUGCUUUACUGUGCUGAAACACGUCCUCGUCGAAGGGUUUGGUUCGGGCGGUUUUGAAUGUAGCGGGUCCUCAGGUUGUUUUCAGGUUCACACAGCCAGUUGGUUUUAAGUUCACAGAGGAGUGAGCCCAGUGGGUUCAAGACCCAGAUGCUUCCAUUUUGGGAUCCUGAUUGUAGAAACAUUGAUUCCUCCUUUUCACCUCACCUGUCACUUCUAUCACCUUAUCAAAAAAGAGAGAAAUGGUAGAGUUUCAGUCCAUAACACUGUAUAUCCAACUAACUCCUCACGCAAAUGUUUCAAAAACAUACAGAGUUCUGUGGGGAGAGGGGAGCUAACAACUUGAAGGGCCACUCUGGUUUUGCAUGUUUUGGCCCAUUAACUACAAAUUACAUAUACUUGCUGCUGGCCAUUUCUUUAGCAUACCAUCAGGUGUAGAUUGAUUUUAUACCUUCAAGGCAGCCAUUGGUUUCAGUUCAUUUCAGUGCAGCAUGCAAAUCAACUUGAAGUGACUUGAAACCUGCUGAAGACAAUAAUCCAUCACAGUGAACAUUUUGAUGCUUUGUUUUAAUUUCAUAGUUGCAGUUGAGAGCAGGGACCCUUCUCAAAACAAUGCAAAAAUGCUCUGUUAGACAAGAUGCAAGAUUCAGUUGCCAGAAAGCAUUGCACCCACGAGCUAUAUUGUAGGUCUGCAAAUAAUUAUUAUUUUCAUUUUCAAUUAAUUUGUCAAUUAUUUUCUUGAUUAAUGGAAUAAUAAACAAAAUGACUGAUUUGAGAGAGGUAUCGAUCUUCUCAUCUAACUCUUGGCAAGAAGGUAAACAGGCAUAUUUCCCUAAAUGUCGAGCUAUUCCUUUAACUGAAAUGAAUUGAAACCAAUGGCUGCUUAGCAGGAAGGAAAUAAAUCCAUUAUCUUCAAGUGUGCUUCGGAAAAUAGUCUGCAGUAGAAAAAGUAUACACCAUAUUUGGUUAAUGAGGAAAAUGCAUGCUAAACCACCAGUAUGUUUCUAAUACAGUAAGGCACUUCUGUGAUUGGCUUCACUUUUUCCAGAAGGUGUAUAUGUUUUGGAUUGACACUCUACAAAUGUUCCCUAAUAAAUAUCAAGUGCUCUGACUACAAACCAAAUGAGUGGUGUGAGAGUUCAGCCUUGUCAUGUGCACAUCACUGGGAACUGACUGUAGCUUAUGAAUGUUCAAAAGUGUUCUUAGCCAGCAAGUGAAUGGUUUAAUUUUCUACGCACGAUAUGUGCUGUUAUGUUUUGCUUGUUCCUUCCUCCUUUUUUCCCCCCUACUUUUUCUUCUUCUGUUAAAUGGGCAUGUCUUGAAGUUACCCAUAAUGCUCAGCCUAAUAAGCUAACUGAUUCUUGUAUGGGUCACAGUGUUAUCAGGUGAAGACAGUAUCAGCCAGUAUCAAGAUCAACCAUCACAGCUUUUCUGAUCUCAUGCUUCUGCAUUCCCACGGAUGUGUUAUCAACAUGACUCCACUGUUGCGAAAAUGCCUGCAACAUACUGGUACUUGACUCCGCUCCCCCAGUGUCUGUGUGUCACAUCUGCUUCUGCUCCAGCAUGCAUAUUGCUACUGCUUUCAGGUGUUACAAAGGGAUAUAUACAGCAUUUUACAGCAUAUAUGCCGUAUUGAAAUGCCAAAGGCUGCCUUAUUUUUGUUUUGUUUUGACAUACAGAAAGAAUCUAGCACUUCAUUUUACUUGCCGGGGCUCGGGGCAGGUUUUGAAAAAGAAAAGCCAUCCGUUCACUGAAUGUUUUUUUUUUUUUUUUUUUUUUUUUUCAUGCUUUGUUUUGAUAUUGUUUAGAUCACUGCACAAAAAGAAAUUGUAUGCAUACCAAUAGAAAAUGAGCAGUAACAGUGAUGUGAAAUGCCAAAAAAAAAAAGCCUUGAAACUUAAUCUAUGGAGCAGAUUGAUACACCAUAAAGUUUUCUGAUAUGAUGCCACUUUUAACAGCAUUUGUGGAUGUCCUUGCACUACUUAACCUUCAGAACAUAACUCUACUGUACCUGUCUGUUGAUAUUGGUAUAGUUAGGUCUACUUUACACCGUACUGCACUUUCUAAUCGCUCUGUGAAUUAAGCACUUGGCCUACUUUGACACCACAACGUUGAUUUUUCCAGUGAGCUUGCAGCAUACAAAAACAACCAGAACCGUCUUGUCAUCUCAGUUCUGCUGUGCAAUCACAAUAUCAAGUGCAUAGAUGACUUUAGAGACAUAUUAAAUGUGACUCGGCACUUAUGAUGCGCAAGAAUAAACGUCCUCCUCCAUGUCUUCCAUUUUAAAAGUUUUUAUUUAAGUUUAAAUUGAUUGUAUUUUGUCCUUGAUUGUGUAGCCAGUGGAGUGUGCUUAAGGUAGUAUGUAAGAUUGGAAAGUUUACAAUUCGUGAUGCAAUUCUGUUUCACAAAUUUUGUAUAUUUAAUAAAGAAUAUUUUGUGUUUCUUGCUCACCGUA